This is a messenger RNA of Trichomonas vaginalis G3, 231 nucleotides long. RefSeq lists its product as uncharacterized. NCBI's taxonomy places the organism in Eukaryota, Parabasalia, Trichomonadida, Trichomonadidae. The coding region runs from base 1 to 231 and encodes 76 amino acids. The record is from RefSeq and is a predicted model, not a curated record. The transcript has a single exon.
AUGAAGAGCCAACCAGACUUAUCUGAGCACUUACAAAAUCAAGGCGGUUCAACAGAAGGCAUCAGAGAUAUCCAAACAAAAGAACAAAAGAAGAAAGUUGUCGAAAUUAAGAGUUCUGACUUAGAUUUAGUUAUCAAUUCUACAAAACUCUCAAGACAAGAAUCCAUCGAUCUUAUUCAGAAGGCCGACGGAAAUAUCAAGUUAGCCCUCGAAAUGUAUGUUCAACAAUAA